This is a messenger RNA of Durotheca rogersii, 2434 nucleotides long. Its product is annotated as alpha/beta-hydrolase. Bases 306 to 2075 code for a protein of 589 amino acids. The record is from RefSeq and is a predicted model, not a curated record. The transcript has a single exon. NCBI's taxonomy places the organism in Eukaryota, Fungi, Ascomycota, Sordariomycetes, Xylariales, Xylariaceae.
CGGCUCUUCCGGACCCCUCGAUUCAACGCCCGACCCGACCGCUGACGACUACUACCCACUAGUCGAUAUAACCUUACCACGCAUUUUCACUAGAUAAAAACCAAGCUCAGGACCGGUCGAGCAUGACUGUUGAGCAACUGCACUUGGGCGAGGUACCUAGCAUUUCAAGAUCUGGCCUGAUUCAGCUUCAGGGGUUGCAGCCUGUUGACUCGCUGGGAAGACCCACGAAUGCUCUGGCUCGAGGAUACGCGCCCCCCUGAGGCCGCCCCACCGAUCCCCGACGACACCCGAGCCGAGCGAGCGCGAUGGUAGGCUUCACGAGGCGGCUGGCAUGGCUCGCCAUAUUCGUUAUCGUUUGCCUUGCGCUCCUCUAUAGUCAACGCUAUGCGCCUUACUCAUCUAAGCUCUCUAGCCAGUUGUGCUCGAUCUUGGGGGCUUGUCACGGGGAUACGCCGGGACAGUUCUCGGUCGAGGAGACACCCGUCACCCUAGAAGGAUACGGAAAUUUCACGGGGACGACUAUAAAGUCCACCCUCAGUGGUGUGUCGCUGCCGGGCUCUGUAGAUGCUUGGCUUGGCAUCGACUACGCGACGCAGCCCGUCGGGGAAGGCCGUUUCAAACCUGUCGACUGGCCAGCCCCAUUUGACGGCGUCAGGGCGGCCUCUCAGUACGGCAUGGCAUGCGUACAAGACCCCAGAUACGUGGGCAUCGAUGCGCAGGGCGAGGCCUGCCUCAACUUCAACGUCUACCGAACACGAAAUGUCCCGCUUAGCAUCCGGCUCCCCGUUUUCGUCUACAUCCACGGCGGCAGUUUCAAUUUCGGCACCAGCAGGAGCUUGGACGGUGCUGCAUUCGUCGCAUCUUCGAGGGCCCCCAUAGUCGUAGUCAGCUUCCACUAUCGCCUCAACUCCAUCGGCUUUCUCCCUUCCAUCCUUUUCAGCCAGGAGGGGCUCCUCAAUCUCGGCCUGAGAGACCAGUACUUCUUUUUGAAGCAUUUCGUGCAGAGGCAUAUAAGCUCCUUUGGCGGCGAUCCCGACAACGUGACUCUCGGGGGCCGCUCGGCGGGCGCUCACUCCGUAGGCAUUCAUUAUUUUCAUAACUACGGCGAGGAUACCGGGAAACCCUACUUCGCUAGAACGAUCCUCCAGUCGGGGUCUGUCACUGCGCGUGCGUUCCCUAAUGCGACCUAUCCUCUCUAUGUCCAGCAAUUUGAAGCAUAUAUGGCGCAUCUCCGCUGCCCUACCAAUAACAAUGCGGCAGCGCUGGCUUGUCUACGCUCCGCCAAGCUCGUCGACAUCAGAAAAAUCAGCAUGAAGCUGUACGACGACUCCCAGUAUAACAAUACAUGGCCAUUCCAACCAACACAGGGCGGUCCAAUGCUGGAGAAAUUCGGUUCGCAGUCCGGAUACGAUGCGACCUUCUUCCACGUCCCGACGAUCACCACCAGUGUCACGGACGAGGCCAGAUUCGCCGUACCGCGUGGUAUGAAGACGAACGACGAGUUUCUGCGAUACAUGCGCAGCAGCUCCCCCCAACUAACGACAGACGACCUCGAGGCACUCACCACCUUAUAUCCAGAUCCGGCCACGGACCCUACCUCUCCCUUCCAGGACACCUCGACAGGGGUGCAGUACGCGCGGCUAUCUGCCGCCUGGAGCGACUACGCAUACAUCUGCCCUGGGCAAGAGACGGCAUAUAGGAUAGCCGCGGCCGGUAUACCGACUUGGAAGGCCCGGUUCAACACAAACAACAGCUUCCCAGCUUGGCGCGGCAUCCCUCACGCCGCCGACGGGAGGUAUACCUGGCCCGAGCCCAAAGUUCAGCACCCCGAGGUUGGCCGCGUGCAUCACGGUUAUCUAUCUAGUUUCGUUGCGACGGGCAACCCCAACACGCACAGAUACCCAGGCUCGCCUGAGUGGCCGAGGUAUGAGCCAGAAGGAUACGGGCUAGAUUCUCCGCCGGCGCUCCAGCUCGUCGUCCAACCCCAUAAUACUCAAAUUGAAGCCGAUGACAUUCGUCGAGCGGCCUGCCUAUAUUGGAGAGAUCCGAAGAGAGCGUCGCGACUCAACAAGUAGACUCGAAUAUGGAACCCCCCGUGCGUUUGUUAGCCUCUACACUUUAGAUACCCUCGCCUAUAAGAGUACCCCUCCGCAUUUUGAUACGGCGUCGAUGCCGACCCAGUGUAUUUGAGCUGUUAUAUUUAAAACUGUUUAGUAUGUCUACGAGUACCCAUUCAUUAUAUAUAUUAUAUAUAUAAUAUACGUAUGUGUACACCGUCUGUGAUGCACGUGGUCGAAAUCAGGAUCGGCGUGGAUAGAGAGAAGACACCAAGCCCAAGCGAGCUUGGAGAUACGUUGUGGUGGGCGACCGGAAUGACGUGAUUGAGACUUUGACCGCAUUGGAGAAUAACGUGCCAAGACUCUUCCUAUGCCUC